UGCCUUGUCACUACAUACAAAUAAGUUUACUCAUUUUCUACUCUUCACCAAGUCAGUGUCGAAAUUCAUUUAGUCACCCAUAGUCAAACUCGCCGGAAAAUCAAGAUUUCCGACGGAGCUUCAAAUGGGUGCAAUAAAGCUUGCAAUAGGCGAUGCAAUACUGACUUUCAUGUGGGUCUUCCUUGCUUCUACGUUGGGGACGAUAACUUUCAUGAUCGGCACUUAUCUUGGUGUUGAAGGCUUGUUUUUUGAUCUGUUUUGUAUGGCCUUUCUUGUACUUAUUAUGUUGUUUCUGUUUGGAUUUCUUGCUGAGGCUUUGGGCGGCGCCAGCUUUAAUCCUACUGAUUUUGCUGUGUUUUAUGCUGCUGGUGUUAGGAAUGAGUCCUUGUUCUCUGCUUCUCUCAGGCUUCCUGCUCAGGCAGCCGGAGCUGCUGGCGGCGCAUUGGCAAUCAUGGAGCUGAUGCCAGCACAGUAUAAGCACAUGGUAAUGGGGCCUUCUUUGAAAGUUGAACUGCACACCGGAGCAAUUGCUGAGGGGGUGUUGACCUUCGUAAUUACCUUUUUCGUACUCUGUAUCAUCCUCAGGGGUCCUAAAAAUGCACUUUUAAAGAAUUGGUUGCUUGCCAUGACAACUGUGGUAAUAGUUUUCGCCGGUGCCGGUUAUACCGGCCCUUCCAUGAAUCCUGCCAUCGCCUUUGGUUGGGCAUAUGCAGAUAAUCGACACAAUACAUGGGAGCAGUUUUACGUUUACUGGAUAUGCCCAUUUGUUGGGGCCAUAUUAUCAGCUUCGCUUUUUCGUGUUAUAUUCCCACCCCAAAUAGUAAAGAAGAAGAAGGCCUGAAAGACGACUCAACAUCCAUUCAUCUUUACUUUUUAGAAACUCAUUACCAGAUCCUGUAGAUUCUAGAUACUGUAUGUUAUUGUGUUCUAAAGCAAUGAACUUCUUCCAACCAAGUGCCUUAGUUAACUUUCCAUUGUAACUUCAAACUAGUCUAUAACUUAGUAAGUUGGUAUAUUUGCUAAAUGAAUUAUAUGUUGUAAAACCCAAAUUUGAGAAAGUAAUGAGCAAACUUUUUUUUUCUUUA
Molecule: messenger RNA, 1085 nt
Organism: Daucus carota subsp. sativus
Lineage: Eukaryota; Viridiplantae; Streptophyta; Magnoliopsida; Apiales; Apiaceae
Product: aquaporin SIP1-2-like
Exons: 3
Coding region: 125-841 (238 amino acids)
Biological process (GO): transmembrane transport
Cellular component (GO): membrane
Molecular function (GO): water channel activity
Source: RefSeq, a predicted model, not a curated record